ACUGUCCACGGACUCUGCUAGCUUUCCGUUCCCUUCUUUUUACUUUUCCCUGUGUUUACCAAACACACCCUUCUCUCUCUCUUUCUUCUUAUGGCCCUACGUGCUUUCAUCUUCUCCACUUGUCGGUGGGGACUACGACAUAGCGCAUUGCAAUAUUAAUUGCGUUUCUCUGUCUCUUUCCGCCUCCGGUUACGGUUGCCCUCCGGCAAAUUGAAAGCUUCUCCUCCCCUCUCUUCUGCUCCGACGUUCCAUGCACCGUCCGAACUCUGUCAGUCUGUCCUCAACUUGUCAUAGUUAUCCUCCUUUGAAGCUUUGAAGUAUUCAAGCCGUGCUGAGCAGAAUAAUGGACCAUAAGACUUGGCUUUGGAGGAAAAAAUCGUCAGAGAAAUUGAUUCUUACACCUGACAAAGCAAACCACUCGCAGAAAGGCAAUGAGGAAGAGACUCUUGUGGACAAUAAAGGAGAAUUGGAAAAUGAGAUGAAAAUUUUGAAGGAUAAACUCUCUUCUGCCCUCUCUGAGUGUAGUGAGAAAGAUGAACUUGUCAAAAACCAUGCAACAAUGAUGCAGGAAGCUGUUGCUGGCUGGGAGAAGGCUAAAGUGGAGAUAGCAUCUCUAAGACAAGACCUUGAUACAGCCUUGCAGCAUAGAGUUGUCAUGGAAGAAAGAUCUACUCAAUUAGAUGCUGCUCUCAAGGAAUGUAUGCAACAAUUACGCUUUGUUCGGGAAGAACAAGAGCAAAGAAUUCAUGAUGCUGUGAUGAAGGCAUCAAACGAAUAUGAAAAAUCUCAGAUGCUUUUAGAGGAGAAGUUGGCAGAUACCAGCAAAAGGCUUUCUAAAGUGGGGGCUGAGAAUAGCAAUAUAAGUAAGGCUCUCUUAGCAAAGGAAAAACAGAUUGAAGAUUUAAACAAACAAAGGGCUCAGAUGGAGGCAGAUUUUAAUGCACUGAUGACAAGACUAGAUUCCAAAGAGAAAGAAAAUGCUUCUCUAAAAUAUGAGGUUCGAGUGCUUGAGAAGGAGGUUGAGAUUAGGAAUGAAGAGAGAGAAUUUAACCGCCGAACAGCUGAAGCAUCACACAAGCAACACUUAGAGAGUGUGAAGAAAAUUGCUAAGCUAGAAUCAGAAUGUCAAAGGCUACGCCUCCUAGUCAGAAAGAGGUUGCCAGGUCCUGGUGCCUUGGCUAAAAUGAAAAAUGAAGUUCAAAUGCUUGGGAGGGACUCAGCAGAAAUUAGAAGGAGAAAGUCAAAUUCUACUGCUGGUGAGGUCAUGAAUGACUAUGCAGUCGAUGACUUCCAAGAAGCUCCUGGAAAAAGGAUAAGCAUCCUAAUGGAGCAGUUAUGUGCUAUGGAAGAAGAAAACAAGGUUCUCAAGGAAGCCCUUAUUAAGAAAACCAAUGAACUUCAAUUCUCAAGAGUCAUGAAUGCUCAAACAGCUUCCAGAUUAUCAGAUGUUGAAUCACGGCUUGAAGAACCAUCAAAAUGUCAGACAAACAUGGAGCCAACCAGGAAAAGUGUCAUUCAACAUCAACUUUCUCUGGUAUCCAUGUCUGAUAUUAGCAGCGAUGAUAAGGCUAGCUGUGCAGAGUCCUGGGCUUCUGCUUUAAUUUCUGAAUUGGAGCAUUUCAGGAAUGGAAGAUUGACGGGGUUGCCAUCAUGCAAAAGUGUAGGAUCCUCAGACAUAAAUCUGAUGGAUGACUUUGUUGAAAUGGAAAAAUUAGCAUUAGUUUCUGUUGAUAAGCCAUCUGGGAAUCUUCUUGUCUCUUCAGAGGAAGGAAAUAUCCCUAUUGGUCCCUUGCAUAAUGGGGCAGGUAGAAAUUAUUCAGAGGCAAUGCCAAGAAAGGUAGUUAGUGUUCCUGACAGUCAAGCUGACUUCAGUGUCUUAAACAGGAAAUCAGACUCCAAAAAUCCAUCUAUUUCUAGAGUUCCUGAUUGGCUUCAGGAUAUACUGAAAAUAAUCUUGGAGCAAAACCGUGCAACAAAAAGAAACCCAGAUGACAUACUUGAGGAUAUUAAAAAAGCUUUGGUAUGUAUAAUCCAUCUGAAGACUGGUGAAUUUCUUUAUGAAAAGGAGAAACCUUCAAAUGUAUCUUCAUGGAUGGAUUCUUUUGGUGGGAAUACUGACAUUGACAUUUCAUUGGCAAAGAAGAGCAGCCAGCAGUUCCAGUCUGAUCUGAGUAAAUCAUUAUGCAGAAUAAUUGAGCUUAUAGAAGGAAUCAACCUGCCAUUGCCAGACUACAGUAUCCCAGAGACAUUGUCAAAGGAGGAAAACCAUUUGUCAGACAAGCACUCAGAAACCCCUUCAGGCUACAUGGUUCGUGUUUUCCAGUGGAAAACUUCUGAACUCUGCACUGUUUUGCGGCAAUUUGUACAUGCUUGUUAUGAUCUGUUGAAUGGAAAGAGUGACCUCAAAAAAUUUGCCCAAGAGUUAACUUCUGCUUUGGACUGGAUCAUGAACCAUUGCUUUUCCCUUCAAGAUGUUUCAAGCAUGAGAGAUGAAAUUAAGAAGCACCUUGACUGGGAUGAGUCACGAAGUGAAAGCGAAACAGAAGUUGGAGUUGUUGGUCAUUUUGCAGUAGAAGAUAAGUCACAGCUCCCUGCUCCAUAUCGUCAAAAAGCUCUCUUCCAAAACAAGCAGUCUAAUGUGAGAGAAGAUAUAAAAAAUUUAAGUGAUGAAUUGAUUAAUAUUGAAGCUGAAAACAAAAAUCUGAAGGAGAAGCUCCAUUCAACUGUCAAUCCAAGGUACUCUCACAUAAAUCAACUGGAUGAAUCAGAAAAAACCAUUGCAGACCUGCAGACAGAGUUAGAAACUUUGAAGAAAGCAAAGGGAAUGAUUGAUGGUCAACUUGAAAAACCAAUCUUGAUCAAUGAAGAUUUCAACACACAGCCUGCAUUGACAAAAGUGGAACUAAAUGAGGCUAGUCAAAAAUUUCCAACUGCCAAAUUUGAAUCAGAGAAUAAAAGUAUCUGCUCUGUAGAGCCAGCGGCCACACUUCUAGAGGGUGUUACAAAGGAAAUCCCAAAUUCUGAAGUCAAGAAGGAAGAAAGACAUCUUCGAGCUGACUGGGAGAUCUCAGCUGCUUCAGAAAAGUUGGCUGAAUGCCAAGAAACUAUUCUUAACUUGGGGAAGCAGUUAAAGGCAUUGUCAUCUCCAAAAGAAGCAGCCCUCUUUGACAAGGUCAUUUCCAGCCCUUCCAAUGCAAUCACAACAGCCUCUGCAACCUCAAGCCAACCUGAGAACAAGAUGACCAGCCAGAGGUCCUCUCUACUGGAUCAGAUGUUAGCCGAAGACACUGCAGAAGCGAAGGUUCUCAAGUCUCCUAAAACCAAACAAAAUAAUGGCAACUCUGAUUCUUCUUCCAUUACUAAUGGCCCAUUAGAGUCAUUAGAAAAUGUCUUUGUUUUAAAUGAAUCCAAACAUGAGAAAGACGAUGGUACAAUUAAAUCUUUAGCCAUUGUUCCCAGCAAAAAACAAGGUCGGAACUUGUGGAGAAGGUUAUUGUGGAGGAAAAAGAAAGGUAACAGCAAGAAAGCUGCCCUACAAGUUGCUCCACCACAGUUAAUUACAUAGAAGAAAGUUAAGGUGAUAAAUAGCUCACCUUUUUCUUUUGCUGGAUUUUGGAGUGCAAAUAAAUAAAGUUUUCCCUUUGAUGAGACAGAGAGCUGGUUGUAUGUUCUACUGCUGUAUAUAUAACUGAAACCCAGAAAAGGAGAACUGAUCAACAUUGAAGGAAAAAUAGCAUGAAGUAUUGUGGAAUGUGGAGUUUUGACAGUUUGGCAUGAGAAUGUUUUGUGAAGGAGCUUGACUUGAGGUUUUCUUGUGAUUUUUCUUCAUGUGUUCUUGCUAAUACCAUUGAUUUUCCUGUACUUGAUAAACAAUAAGAAUAAGAUUAUGUUUGGUGUGCUAUUGGAACAGUUGAUCAACCAUUGUAGAGAUCAUAUGCCUCAAUGAAUGCUUUGAAGAACAUUUCCUUGUAUUUGAAUCGCGAAAAGAAAGAAUACAGAUUUGUGUUGAUGCCAAACUACAAUAAAAAGGAGGUCAAGCA
Messenger RNA from Rubroshorea leprosula, 4040 nucleotides. NCBI's taxonomy places the organism in Eukaryota, Viridiplantae, Streptophyta, Magnoliopsida, Malvales, Dipterocarpaceae. The record is from the annotation of a GenBank genome assembly.